CCCCCCCUCUCUUCUUCUUCUGCUUAGCUGAAGCGGCGGCGGGUCGCGGGCUGAGGCGAGGUGGGCGCGGGUCUCCGCCAACUAUGGACCUGGAGGCGUCCGACGAGACGGGCUCCACUGGAGGAGCCGAGGCGGGAGCCGGAGCCGUCACCCCCGAAGCGGGCGGUUGGGGUGCGCCGCCGGACUCGGCUGCAGGAGGAGGGCUGGCUUUGAAGAAGGCAGUUCUAACAGAGCCACCAUCGCUGACAGGGCAGCCGGGAGCCAGCCAGGGGAAAAAGAUAGGCCACCGAGGAGUUGACGCAUCAGGGGAAACGACGUACAAGAAGACCACAUCAACCACGCUGAAGGGGGCAAUCCAGCUGGGGAUUGGCUACACUGUGGGAAACCUGAGCUCUAAACCUGAGAGGGAUGUUUUGAUGCAAGAUUUCUACGUAGUGGAGAGCAUUUUCUUUCCCAGUGAAGGCAGUAAUCUCACUCCAGCGCACCACUAUCCCGACUUCAGAUUCAAAACAUACGCGCCCGUCGCUUUCCGCUAUUUUCGAGAACUUUUCGGCAUUCGUCCAGAUGAUUAUUUGUAUUCCUUGUGCAACGAGCCGCUGAUCGAGCUCUCCAAUCCUGGGGCCAGCGGCUCCCUCUUCUACGUCACCAGCGACGAUGAAUUCAUCAUCAAGACUGUGAUGCACAAAGAGGCAGAAUUCCUCCAGAAACUUCUUCCGGGUUAUUAUAUGAACCUGAACCAGAAUCCACGGACGUUGCUGCCCAAGUUCUACGGUCUCUACUGCGUCCAGUCUGGGGGCAAAAACAUCCGUGUGGUGGUGAUGAAUAACAUCCUGCCCCGGGUGGUGAAGAUGCACCUGAAAUACGACCUCAAAGGCUCCACCUACAAACGCCGGGCGUCUAAGAAAGAGAAGGACAAGUCGAGCCCCACCUACAAAGAUUUGGACUUCAUGCAGGAUAUGCCCGAGGGCAUCAUGCUGGACGCAGAUACAUUCAACGCUCUGGUGAAGACACUGCAGAGGGACUGUUUGGUGCUGGAGAGUUUCAAAAUCAUGGAUUACAGCCUGCUCCUUGGGGUGCACAACAUAGACCAGCUGGAACGGGAACGACAGGUUGACGGUGCCCAAAGCCUGUCUGAUGAAAAACGCCCCGUGGGACAGAAGGCUCUGUAUUCCACCGCCAUGGAGUCGAUCCAGGGCGGGGCUGCUCGAGGGGAACCCAUUGACACGGAUGACACAAUGGGGGGUAUUCCAGCAGUGAAUGGCAAAGGAGAGCACCUGCUACUGCAUGUUGGGAUCAUUGAUAUCCUCCAGUCCUACAGGUUAAUCAAGAAACUGGAGCACACGUGGAAAGCUCUCGUCCAUGAUGGGGACACGGUGUCAGUCCACAGGCCCAGCUUCUAUGCCGAAAGGUUCUUCAAGUUUAUGACCAAUACAGUAUUCAGGAAAAGCUCUUCCCUGAAAGCAUCUCCCUCAAAGAAAGGACGGAGUGCCUUGUUAGCCGUUAAGCCAUCCGGCCCCAUGGCUGCGUUCUCUGCCAGCCAGAUCCCUUCGGAGAAGGACGAAGUGCAGUAUGACCUCCGGGGAGCCAGGAGUUACCCCACCUUAGAUGAUGAAGGUGCUAAAGUUAACCACGACAGGGGGGAAGGCCGGCCCGAUCUUCUUCCCUGCACCCCUCCCUCUUUCGAAGAAGCAACCACUGCCUCUAUAGCAACCACGCUCUCUUCCACAUCUCUUUCCGUGCCAGAAAGAUCUCCUUCUGAAUCCUCAGAGCAGCCCAGAUACAGGCGGCGCACACAGUCCUCAGGACACGAAGGAAGGACUCGCGAACAGGCCCGAGCGGAAGAUGACCUCCAGCAGAUAACCGUGGAGCUCAAGCCGAAGUGUGAUAUUGAGAUUGUGGUGCCCGAUGUGGCUGCUGCAGGAGAGGCCGCGUCCUUAGCGUGUGCCACCAUGUUGUCGGCAGCAGCGGCGGCAGAGAUCGAGACAGCGAGCCAGGCCUCUGAACCUGCCAGCCAAGCUUCGGACGAAGAGGAGCUCCCGAUCCCGGAUAUCUAUUUUUAACUUCUAUGCAAACUCCUUGAGAGAAACGUUCCUCCUGGCGCUGUUUGCGGCAUUCCCUUCCGAUGUUCCUUGCAGCUUUUCAGAGGGAAGGCGUGGAAGAAUGUUGUGCAUCAACAUCGGCUGUCCUUCAGCAUCCCAGCGUUACCCGGAAAGACAAAGCAAAACCACCCCGAGUCCCACCUCCUUCCUCCCACCAUCCUUUCUCCAAAAACGUGUAUAUUAAUACCUUUCCAAGCAGUUCCCCACAAACUGACCUUGGCCCCAGAGACAUCAGAGGUCGGAAGGAAUUCGAUCCUGGGUCGCCACCUCUCUAUUUCUCUCUCUCUUUCUCUAUUUAUUCCCAAAGUGCACUACUGUAGCUCUCUUAUCUGUAUGUGAUACUGUGAACAUUUUUUUUAAAAAAAAUCAUGUAUUUAUUUUGUUUCUCUUUGCACAAACAGCACGCUUGUGCUUUUGUUUUGUUUUUGGUUUUUUUUUCAAAAAUAGUUUUAUUGCACUUUUAGGGUGUAGGGGAGAAGGCCUUGUUACAGAUGUUGAUCGCCUCUGGCGAUAGAGUUUAGAAGAAGAAGCGGCCUCUGAGCUGAGAGGCAGCAGGGCAGGAAAGGCUGGCAGAGCUGUGGAGCUGGUUAGAAAAGUGUCUAUCAAAUGCCAUUUCGGGUUGAUCACUCGGUGGCCCCCACUUCAGUUUGUCAGCAAGAAAAAAAGGCUGAAAUCCCAGCCGGCUCUUGAAGAUUUCCACUGAAACAGGCCAUGGAACCUGCCCGAAGCUUCCUUGGUAUCUAUUUGAGUGGGAUUUUUUCCUCCCAGUUGAAUGUACAUCGUCCCUCAUGCCCGCCAUCUUUGUUGGAGAAGGUGGCCGAACCCAUCUCAGUUCCAUGCGAAGCUAUGCUUGGUAGCAUCUUCAGGUUGAUUCUACAGCAGCCUCCUUUGGGCCGAGCACUGGAUUUCUGGAAACCUCACAUUGGAGGCUUCUUCCUGGCUUCUCUUCCUGCUGCGCCCAGCGAAGAAGCUCGGUCAACUUAAGCCAUAAGAGGCGCCAAGCUAAAAAGGCUGUGAGGUCGUCAAGAUUGGAGAGAAGCACCCCGGGAAGGCUUGCAGGGGAUAAAAAGCACCGGGAGGAGGUCUUGGCAACGUUUGAAGAAGCUGGGCUCUGUUCUAAGGGCCGUGAAGCAGCUCCCACUUCGGAGAGUAGCACCAGAGGACUCGCUUGCGGCCCCUCAGGAUCACGCUGUCCGUCGUGCAGGGCACCGUUCUAAAUACGGAGAGGGCAAGAAUGAACGCGGUUGUAGGCAGGAAAGGCAGCAGAGAAACAUCUAUCCCGUGUGGAAACCUCCUUUCGGGGAAGCGGAUGGAAAAAAAAAUAAUGGCGUCUUCCAGAGCCGCAGCUGCUGGAGGAUUUCUACAGUUAUGACAGUAUUUUCUUCUGGGAUGGCACAAAA
This is a messenger RNA of Pseudonaja textilis, 3499 nucleotides long. It is a transcript of the gene PIP5K1C, whose product is annotated as phosphatidylinositol-4-phosphate 5-kinase type 1 gamma. Gene Ontology annotation, molecular function: 1-phosphatidylinositol-4-phosphate 5-kinase activity. Gene Ontology annotation, biological process: phosphatidylinositol phosphate biosynthetic process. The record is from RefSeq and is a predicted model, not a curated record. Gene Ontology annotation, cellular component: plasma membrane. Lineage: Eukaryota; Metazoa; Chordata; Lepidosauria; Squamata; Elapidae.